This is a messenger RNA of Salmo salar (Atlantic salmon), 4245 nucleotides long. The record is from RefSeq and is a predicted model, not a curated record. NCBI's taxonomy places the organism in Eukaryota, Metazoa, Chordata, Actinopteri, Salmoniformes, Salmonidae.
AACACUGCUACUUCUUUCUCUCUCCCCCUCUCUCAGAACACUGCCACUCUCUCUGUCACCACCCCCACCACCUCGUCACUACCUCCCAGUUAGAGGAAGUUCACUCCACUUCACUAUUCUCUCUGUCAGACCCUGCAGCAGCACGUUGAACACUGAGCCAGUGUGUCGGAAAUUAAGGGAACCUUUUGUGUAUCGCUGAAAAGAGGAACCUUUCUGGGAGGGAAAAGACACCAGGCCGUGGCCCCGCCAUGCAUGUGAGACAUGACCAACAAGGCAGCCUGAGAUAGCUCGAGCAGCCCCCCCGAGCAGCAUGGAGCCUAUAGGCAGCUGUGCCCCCUUGGCCUCAGAGUCGGACAUCUACCGCAGUGUCCAUGCCGUACUCAGGGAGCUGGAGAGCCAACACCCCUCCUCUGUGCUCAAUAAAGGGAUGCUAAGAUGGACGCUGCACAAGAAGGUUCGGAACAAUCCUGCCAACAGUCUCAUUCUGGUGAGAGUCGUCGUCAAGGAGCUGGAAAGGGCUGAGAGGCUAGACUGUCGGACACACAUCAUCCCUUUGCUCCACACACUCAUCUAUGCUGUCAUCCAGUCAGCCUAUCUUCCUGACGACCUGUACAAGCGGGUGUAUGACUUCUGUAAGAGGCUGCUUACCCUCCCCCAGCCCUACUGUACUGUAGGCCUCAGCUACACCAGACGCAUGAAGACAGAACGCUACACACCAGGAGUGCUCUAUCAGAGGAUGGUUAUUGCAGAGCAGAGCCUGAAGAAUGACUACCAUCCCUUUCAGGAGAGGGUGUUUGUGUUCGCCGAUCCGGCGGUCUUCUCCGGCCCCCACUGUGAGGCGCUGAGGGGGGACAUCGAGGCCUCGGGGUCAGGGGGGUAUCUGAAUCCCCUUGACCACAUGCGGAGCGUGGUCCAACACUCCAUCCAGGCUGCUCUAGGAGGGGAGCUGUGCCACGGUCCUAAACUGGCACAGGCACUGAAGGAAAUUGGCCAGGACGUGGAGCCGUACUUCCAGGAAGUGGUGGUCAGUCUGGAGCAGAGUGUGGAGGAGGGCACCAAGGGGGAAGGGGUGGUGCUGAGGGGGAGACUGGGACAACUCUACAGAGAGAUCCUCACCCAUACUGACACAUCAGUUUGGGCUCUUCCUGGUUUAGACACAUUGUCCUCCGGUGGUGGGGAUGCCUGUGUGACAUGCCGCUUCCCAAGGCGUGAGCUGGCCAAGUGCGUGCGCUCCAGCUCCAUGUCGUCGGAACACUUCUGCCUCACCCAGGACCAGGAGACAGACUUUGACCUCGCCGACCUCCCCGCCGACCUCACUUCCUCCUCCGCCAUGCCCCGCCACUCCGUGAUGUCCACCGACAGCGGCAUCGAGAGGGACCUUCCCCCUGGGGUUGAGCCUUCAGUGGUGGAACCCUCUGGUGGUUCGGAGGAGGGGGAGGCCAGGUUAACCCGACGAGGAGGCAUCAAGAUGAGGCCGUCAGUCACGGACAAUAUGGCCCUGAUGCAGGACGCUCUGGAGGAGAGCGGGAGUGUGGCCGGGGGAAGGGGAGGCGGGGGAGGGGGGACACUUCAUAGGAAGGCGGGGUGCAGCGGGACCCCGUCAUUCUCCAAGCAGCAGAGGCACUUCACAGCCCGGAUCGUGGUGAUGGGGGACGACAGGGUGCUGGGGAAGCUGGCUAAGGCCUUCUACUUUCUCAGGAAAAGGGAAGCGCGUCGUCUAUUUCUGACCAUGAAAGUCAACUUCCAGUUUUACUACAUCCCUGUCUGUGAGGAUCCCAGUCCCACCUGUCCUGUCAAAGAAGGCCUCUCCCCAUCCCGGGAAAACCCCUGUGCCCUGGGUUCCUACCUGGGAAUGGUGGAUCCAUGGUACGACUGCAACAUCAACAGUCUGGGUUCCAUGAUCCCCAAGCUGGCCAAAAUGCAGUCCAACAGCAGCAAGCAGGCAGAGCCUAGCCCCUUCCUGUCUGAUGUCAUUUCCUACUACGUGCGGACCGGACUGCAGCCUGUUUACUUCACCAUCUAUUCUGUCAAGAUCUGCUUCUCCAACCUGACCAAGGACCCAGUGGAGGAUGUGUUUCUCUCCCACUUAGAGCUGGACUUCCCCGAGUUCAAACAGUCCCCAACUACUUUGAAAGCCACAACCCUCAAGCAGAAGAAGAACACAGGAGACGUAUGUGGUGCUGUCGUCUCUGUCAACUACAAAAAGGUGUCGUUGAGUGGUAGAGACGUAGAUAAGGGUAUGUCAGUGAGGACCUCAGGUGUUCAGAUUAGUGCCAUUCCCUCCAAUGAAACUGAAGAUCUGAACUGUCUUACAGUAGCUUUCAACGAAACCAAACCCAAAAACACCAUGGAGGCCAAGAUCCGAACCUGUAACAUCAAGAUCAGAACCCUGGAGAUGAAAACCUUCACUGUGACCCUGGACAAAGACUCUAGGAGGACCUUCAAAGACGUACAGAGCAUAGAGAUCGCUCCCUGUCUUGAUCCUGGAUACUGUGUCCAGAAGACCAUGCGGUCCAAGUUCAGUUUGGGGGAAGAGGAGAGGGACGCUGGCCUCAGCAAGUACAUGAACAAAGGACUUCCUCUACCAAUCAAUACCUUCGCUGGUAUCAUCAACUGACUGAUCCCACAACCAUCUGGAUGGACUCCACUGUACAGAGACUGAAACGUUGAGACCAUCUACAUUGUAUGAGGAUCAGGGACGCGCUUAGUACUCACAACAGCGCCUCAGUGUACCUUGAAGGGAUGUGGAAAGAGAAUCUGGGUGGCAGCUAAGGGUAACUGGUGUAACCUUGACAAGAAAACCAGCUGAGUUUGACAAGUGUUAGAUUUGUCAACAAAGAAAUUAAUUUGCCAUGGGUAUUGGAUCUCGUUCCAGUUUCUGCUUGUGACAGUUUUAUCAUAUACUGCUCCCAUAGGCAUAUCUCUGACUGGCAGCAUAGUCAAAGAACAAUAUUGUCUCUAAAAUUGACAAUUUUAUGAGAGUGUAUGAGGCAUGAGAGUGAAGCUGAGUUGGUAUUAGCUCCAAGAUAAGCUUUAGCUCAGAGGACUAACAUAAACUUGACAACCUGGGUUCAAAAUCUGGUCCGUCAGAAGAGUAGCCCACCCUCCCAAUCAUCUAAUCUAAGGGAAGACUCAUCCAUCCCUUGACGUCUGGGUUGGGGCAAAUUCCAUUUCAAUUCAGCAAAGUUAUGGAGUAAACUGAAAUUACCAUAGGGAUUGACUGAAUUUAAAUGGAAUUAACCCCAACCCUGCUUGCCAUGUAAACACACUACCUGCUGCUCUUUGAGUUCUGACACUGAAUAACCCUGGUAGGGUCAUUUUCAUUACUAAGCAUGGCAGAAGAACAACUUAAAGAUAGUUUGAUGUCUUGGUGAGCUAACAACAGAAGCUCUUGAAGCAGUCACUUGUUGGAUUAACCAGUUCUUUAAAAAACAGGUUCCAUUUAAAGGGGCAUAUAGCCUAUUACAGGCCACGUCUGCUCUCUGAGCUCACCUAAGUUCUUGUAAGUUAGCAAUAAAGGUUUGAAUGCACUGUGCACAAGCCUUCAGUAAAAACAUGACACAAAAGAACAGGCACCUAUUUUAAGAUCCCUAAAGAACAUGUUGCAUGACAGGAAACCGACUGGGGGGGUUUCAAUUUCUGGUAGCUUUCUGCAUAUGACUUUGUUCUGUAUGCUAGACUAACAAGUGGUGCAAUAUCUAGUGUGGUUGACUAUUACCAUGCUAGGAGGUCUAUGCUAAAAUGAAAGUUCAACUCUGAGCCCUUUGCUUGUUUCAAAUGAAUUUAUCACGCCUAACUUGAAGGUGAUGGAACACAGUCACCGCUGUCGGACAUUGGCUGGUUUACAAUAAAUCAUGAGGUGAUGGGGACUAGUUAUCAUAUAUGCACCCAUAAAAAGUAUGUAGAUGACAGAAAGACAGGCAUACAGACAGAGAGAGAGAGAGAGAGACAGAGAAAGACUGACUGACUGAAUGACUGAGUGGCCACAUCUAUAAAAGCCACUGUCAUAAUACCAUUGAAAAAAACAAGGGUCUAAAGAGUAUUCUGAUCGCCAGCUAGUAUUUUUGUAAUGCAUCAUCAAUCAUCAAUAGACCUUUUUGCACACUUGUCUAUUUUUUAAAUGUUAUGUAUGUAAGACUAAUCAUUGGAGUAUGGUGUCAUUGCAAUUACUUGUUUAAUAGUAGUGUAAAUACAUGUAUUUUUAUAUAAUUACUGUAUAUUUGAUAUAAAAAGAGAGAAUUUGAA